CUGUAUCUACCGCGUGCUGCAGUUCCUCUCUGUUUGCUCUUAUGAGACCCUUGCGCUCAGACGUCUUCACGGCCAGAAGAUCAAGCAAAGGUGCAGAAGGGCUUUCCCAUUUCACAUGGCCAUACACUGAGGUGUCUAAUGGACUCCAGCUCAGGGCUGUCCAUGUGAGAAGUGAAUCUGAGAAGACAAGGGCAGACACUUAAAGAGAGAGAAGAGUUUCCCACACAGCAUGGCCUCUGCCAAAGAUGAUGUCGUGGAUGAAAGAACGGUGGACAUUAAAGAAGAGGACUGUGAGUGGCUCACACCAGAGGAUGUGUGUGUGACGCUGGAGGAUCACAAAGAAAGAAUUUCAGUUUUUAAAGAGGAGGAGGAGUGCAAGGAGGUGACUCCUGCCAUUAAAGCUGAGGAUUUGAAUGAUUUCUCCAUUGCUCUUGAACUUCAAAAGCAUGAAGCUGAGGAUAUUUUCAAGCAAGAUGCCUGUGAAGAAUCUCCAUCCAGUGUGCAGCCCUGGUCCACUAAUUCGGGACGACUGGCUACGCAGGAGAAUUCUGUAGAGCUGAAAUCAGAGUUAUCAGAGUCUGAAGAGAAAAUCACAGAAGGAAAUGGGAGAGAAGGAGAAGAGUCACCUGGGAGUGUUGGAAUAAAUUUACAGAAGAAUGGCAGCUUCUCUCCGCCUUCAUUUGGUCAGCUCUGUCUUCAGUACAAAGAGAAAGGUAUGAAGAAAUCAGCAAGAGGAUCAGAGAACCUGACAGCAACCUUUUUUCAGUGCAGUUCUCUCCCUGCUACUUCAGUAACACAGACAGAAGCCAUCAAAACUGAUAGACAGCAAGUGGAGAAAGAAAUCCAAGUUCACACUGGAGAAAAAUGUUGUUUGGAAUGUGGCAAACAAUUCACACAGAAAGGUGAUGUUAAUAAGCAUAUGAAGAUUCACACUGGAGAAAAAACAUAUUGUUGUUAUGAAUGUGGUAAGUUUUUCUCCUGUAAAAUCUAUCUUCAGAGGCACAGAAUAAUCCACACAGGAGACAAACUUCAUUGCUGUCCAGAAUGUGGUAAAUCGUUCUUAAGGAGAAGCUGUCUUCAGAGGCACAGAAUAAUCCACACAAGAGAAAAACCUCAUUGUUGUCCAGAAUGUGGAGAAGCUGUCUUCAGAGGCACAGAAUAA
Molecule: messenger RNA, 1162 nt
Organism: Erpetoichthys calabaricus (reedfish)
Lineage: Eukaryota; Metazoa; Chordata; Cladistia; Polypteriformes; Polypteridae
Product: zinc finger protein 91-like
Exons: 4
Coding region: 230-1162 (310 amino acids)
Biological process (GO): regulation of transcription by RNA polymerase II
Molecular function (GO): DNA-binding transcription factor activity; RNA polymerase II cis-regulatory region sequence-specific DNA binding
Source: RefSeq, a predicted model, not a curated record